Molecule: messenger RNA, 918 nt
Organism: Camelus dromedarius (Arabian camel)
Lineage: Eukaryota; Metazoa; Chordata; Mammalia; Artiodactyla; Camelidae
Product: olfactory receptor 5M11
Biological process (GO): sensory perception of smell; G protein-coupled receptor signaling pathway
Cellular component (GO): membrane
Molecular function (GO): G protein-coupled receptor activity; olfactory receptor activity; odorant binding
Source: RefSeq, a predicted model, not a curated record
AUGCCCAUCACCAAUGGCAGUGCGAUAACAGAAUUCAUUCUCCUGGGGCUCACGGAUCGCCCAGAGCUCCAGCCUCUGCUCUUUGUGCUGUUUCUGGUCGUUUACCUUGUCACCCUCCUAGGCAACCUGGGCAUGGUGCUGGUGAUCAGACUGGACCCUCGCCUGCACACGCCCAUGUACUUUUUCCUCACUAACCUGGCCUGUGACUUGUGCUACACCUCGAACGCAACCCCGCAGAUGCUGACUAACCUGUUGUCAGAGAGGAAGACCAUCACUUUUGCUGGCUGCUUUGCACAGUGUUACCUUUUCAUAGCACUUCUCCUCACCGAGUUUUACAUGCUGGCAGCAAUGGCCUAUGACCGCUACGUGGCCAUAUGCAGCCCUCUGCACUACAGUGUUAAGAUGUCUAGGCGUGUCUGCCUUUGCUUGGCCACAUUCCCUUAUGUCUAUGGUUUCUCAGAUGGGCUGUUCCAGGCCAUCCAGACCUUCCGCUUGAACUUCUGUAGAUCCAAUGUCAUCAACCACUUCUACUGUGCUGACCCGCCACUCAUUAAGCUUUCUUGUUCUGACACUUAUGUCAAAGAGCUUGCCAUGCUCAUAUCAGCUGGCUUCAACCUCUCCAAUUCCCUCACCAUCAUCCUGGUGUCUUAUGCCUUCAUCAUUGCUGCCAUUCUCAAGAUCAAGUCAGCAGAGGGAAGGCACAAGGCAUUCUCCACCUGUGGUUCCCACAUGCUGGCUGUAACCCUAUUUUAUGGGACUCUCUUCUGCAUGUAUGUAAGACCACCAACAGAGAAGACUGUUGAGGAAUCCAAAAUAAUAGCUGUCUUCUACACCUUCUUAAGUCCAGUUCUCAACCCACUGAUCUACAGUCUGCGGAACAAAGACGUAAAACGAGCACUGAAGAGAGUCCUCAGAUGA